Molecule: messenger RNA, 3391 nt
Organism: Xiphophorus couchianus (Monterrey platyfish)
Lineage: Eukaryota; Metazoa; Chordata; Actinopteri; Cyprinodontiformes; Poeciliidae
Gene: smyd5
Product: SMYD family member 5
Exons: 13
Coding region: 63-1307 (414 amino acids)
Biological process (GO): negative regulation of gene expression, epigenetic
Molecular function (GO): histone H4K20 methyltransferase activity; protein binding
Source: RefSeq, a predicted model, not a curated record
CGCUGCCUAUUUUUUCUACAUGAUUAUCUUCAAGGGUUGAAAGGGCAAAAGUGUUGUCAAACAUGGCUGCUCCCGUGGAUGACAUGUUUUCCCUCUGUGUGGACCCGUGUAAAGUCACCAGCAGCGUGGAAGUCCAGUUUAUAGACAACAUAAAGGGUAAGGGCCUCUUUGCGAAAAGAAGCAUCAAGAAGGAAGAAACCAUUUUUAUUGAGCGGCCUCUGGUUUCUUCGCAGUUCCUGUGGAAUUCCUUGUAUAAAUAUAAAGCCUGUGAACACUGCUUACAAUCUCUGGAGACUGCAGAAGAAAAUGCCCGGAGACUCAGCCGCAAUCCCGCUCUCAGCCUUCCCCAUCCCGAGCUCUGCCGUGUCCGGCCUGAGCUCCAUCAAGCCUGCCCUCAGUGCCAGGUGAUGUACUGCAGCAGCGAGUGUCGGCAAGCAGCUGCAGAUCAAUACCAUCGGGUUCUGUGUCUGGGUCCCUCUGAGGAAGAUCCAGACCACCCCAUCAACAAGCUUAAAGAUGCAUGGAGGAGCGUGCAUUAUCCUCCAGAGACGUCCAGCAUCAUGCUGAUGGCCAAAAUGGUCGCUGUGGUCAAACAGGCCAAAGAUAAAGCACACUGGCAGAAGCUGUUUUCUCACUUCUGCAGCCGGGCGGCGAACGAGGAGGAGGAGAUCGCCCAUAAGCUCCUGGGAGAGCAAUUCAGGGGGCAGCUGGGCUUGUUGCACAGCCUUUUUAAGGAAGCACUUUAUGAUGAGCAUCUCAGUCGGUGGUUUGUUCCUGAGGGUUUCCGCUCUCUGUUUGCGUUGGUGGGAACAAAUGGCCAGGGCAUCGGCACCAGCUCUCUGAGUCAGUGGGUUCAUGCCUGUGAUGCACUGGAGCUUCCCAACCAGCAGAGGGAGCAACUCGACUCUUUUAUUGACCAGUUAUACAAGGACAUCGACAAAGAGACGGGAGAGUUUCUGAACUGCGAGGGAUCUGGACUUUACCUGCUGCAAAGUUCCUGUAACCACAGCUGCAUCCCAAACGCAGAAGCGUCCUUCCCCGACAACAAUUUCCUGCUUCACCUCAAUGCCCUGAGUGACAUCAGCCCAGGAGAGGAGAUCUGCAUCAGUUAUUUGGAUUUCUGUCAGCGGGACAGAAGCCGACACAGCAGGCACAAGAUUCUGAGGGAAAACUACCUGUUUGUCUGCUCGUGUUCAAAGUGCACGUCCCAGAUGGACGAGCUGGACGUCACAUCGGAGGAGGAGGAGGGAGAAGCAGAGGGUGAAACAGAAGGGGACGAGAUGGAAGAUGAGAUGACAGAUGUUUGAUGAAAGACUCUGCCAUAUUGUUCUCUGCUUUUCCCGUCCCUCUGAAACAUGAGGCCAAAAAGAAUAAAGACCAGUUCAGACUGUGAUCUGCAUGUCCAGAAGCGUGAAGUGACACAUUUCACUCUGUAUUUUAGAGAUCUGUAGUCAGAUUAUACAGAACUACAAGAGAGCAGUGGAAACUGUUUCACUUGGAUACUUUAACCCAGAAUUUUUUUUUUAAAUAGCUGGAAAUUUACCUCUUGAUGCUGCAUUUAUAGUUUUUUUUCUUUGUUUGGUUAAAUCUUCUGCAAAUGAUUUGAUCAAACAUUGACACGCUUAUAAAUCCAGCAAACAGUGAACAAAAUCAGUAUUCAAGAUGGAUUUCUCACAGUCAGCAGGUGGGCAGAAAAAGUGGUAGGGUUCAAAAGUCUUUGUUAAGCUCUCCUGUUUCAUGCUUUACUCAAGUAUUUUGUAGCUUUUGAAGGAAAAUCUCACCUAAAAUUCAUAUUUUAGUUGUCUUUGUAAGAGAAAUAAAACAUUAAGCAGAUAAAUGCUUACACUCUAUAUAUUCGUAUUUUGUUUUCCGUGAUUUUUAAGUUGAUAUUUAGAAAUGCUCAACAUUGGCAUUAGUUUCUUCUGGGUUUUUAAUUAUCAGUUGGAAAAAUCUGAACAAAGAGAAAUGUAAACCUUUUUUCAGCAGAUCUGACAGAUUUGCAUCUUCAGAGUUAUUUAGCUCUAUUGCUUUCAGUAUGAAUCACAAUAUGGUCAGUGUAGCAGCAGAUGCCAUGUGGUCAGUGUUGAUAGACGUCCUUCCAAAUGCAGUGGUUGAGCAUUAAUAAUUAAGUGCUUUGAGAUAAACGGUUUGUGUUGCUUUUUUUCACUAUGUGACAGAAUCAGUAUUAGAAAUAAAUAAAUAAUGUUCCAUAAAUUUUGACAGAUGCUCAAUUCACUCUAGUCCAUUUAUGCUUUUUUCAAUGCAUGAUGGCAUUAAUUAUGCUGACAUUGCUGUUUUUUUUCUCAGUUAUUAUUAGGCUCAUCUGAAACCUUCGUUAUGGCUAUAUUGUCAAAACUCACAGUUCUCCUGUAGCUUGAAACUCUUGUUUUUUUCCCAUCACGUUCUGCUUAGAUUCUGCGAAAGCCUUCAUGUUAUACCGGCCUGCCACAGUUAAAAUUUGGAUAAGUGAACCCUGAUAGUUUAGUUGUUUAUAACUGGUUGCUGGUUUCAUCUGUGCAUAAGAGAACAGGUGGAUGUUACCGUUAGGAGGUUUUCAUGUUUUCUUGUCUGAGCAAAGCACAUCUGUUAUUUUUUCUAGAAAUUCUAGCAGUUGAAAGCUUUGGAAGAGGAUUAGGGCCACUGAAAAAAACAAAAGCCAAACCAAAAAAAUUCUGACUUUUUUUCUAUUAGUUUAAUCUCAGACUUCUGACUUUAAGGCAGGUGGCCAGCUGGGAGCAAGCAGCUUCAAUGACAGAGAUACACACAAUAACUAAUUUUCUUGGGGAACAUGUUGGAUUUAUGAGAUUUUUUACAUGGCUGAUUAAAGUCAAAAUUCUUUCUUUUUUCCAGUGACUCUAAUCCUUUUUUGUGAAAAGCAGAGUUGUCCGUUUCUGAAUUUAUUUCUGAUUCAAAGCUCUUCAUUAGCAGAACAGAUAAACAGAAACUUACCACAAAUCUGACUGCCAUUAGAACUGCAGGCUGUACCAAAGAAACUUUUUUCCUGAGCCCACCUUGACAGAAAGCAAGGAAUGUUUAGCUUUUUGCCCUUUAAAACUAAUUUCAUACUUGACUUUAGAGUAUGGUUUUUAUUUCACAAUGACAACCUUGUGAGUUGAAAAGACACAGUGAAAUACAGUUUGGUUUUCAUACCACGAUCUAUGGGUUCCAGUUAAUGCUCAUGUAAUGUAUUAUGGAGACCUUGAGUGGAAAAUUGCUUUGUCAGUUACUGUUUGGCCUUUUAUUGAGAGCUGUGUAUCUCGGUUGCACAUGAGCGAAAAGGCUGCUAUGGCCUCACAUCAAGCAAUAUUUCAUCAACUGUAAUCACAAAUCUCAACAUUUUCAGCUGCAGAGGAAAGAUCUGAAAUGUAUAAAUAAACCCUUCUUCUCAAUG